Messenger RNA from Hyphopichia burtonii NRRL Y-1933, 2494 nucleotides. It is a transcript of the gene HSP78, whose product is annotated as chaperone ATPase. The transcript has a single exon. Gene Ontology annotation, molecular function: ATP hydrolysis activity; ATP binding. NCBI's taxonomy places the organism in Eukaryota, Fungi, Ascomycota, Pichiomycetes, Serinales, Debaryomycetaceae. The record is from RefSeq and is a predicted model, not a curated record. Gene Ontology annotation, biological process: cellular response to heat. The coding region runs from base 139 to 2412 and encodes 757 amino acids. Gene Ontology annotation, cellular component: cytoplasm; mitochondrial matrix.
AGAGAAGUAUUGUAAGUAACAAUGUUAUCUGCAAGAUCUAAGAUACCAUCAAUUAUGUCCAGAGCUCGGGCUCUGGUUUCUUUGAAGAGUUCUUCAAACAGCAUCAGAUCUCUUACAGCAAUACGGCCAUUGGUCGACAUGAGUGGCUAUCCUGCUAGUCCUUACGAAGCGUUUGCCACUCGUCAACCUUUUAACCCAAGAAGAUUGUUCCACUCGUCUGCAGCUUCGAGAUUGCAAAUGUCAAUGAAUAAAGAAGACAAUAGACCAGCAUUAGAAAAAUUCGGAACUGAUUUGACCCAACUUGCUAAAGAUGGGAAAUUAGACCCUGUUAUCGGACGUGAUGAGGAAAUACGUCGUACUGUUCAAAUUUUAUCCAGAAGAACCAAAAAUAAUCCGGUACUUAUAGGUAAUGCCGGUACCGGUAAAACCGCAAUCUUGGAAGGUUUGGCUCAAAGAGUUAUCAAGGGUGAAGUUCCUGAAAGCAUGAAGGAUAAGCAAAUCAUCACUUUGGAUUUGGCAGGUAUCAUUUCUGGGGCUAAAUUCAGAGGUGAUUUUGAAUCAAAAUUAAAACAGAUUCUUAAAGAAGUUGAAGAAAAACAAGGUAAUGUUAUUUUAUUCAUUGAUGAGUUACACUUAUUAAUGGGCCUCGGUAAAGCUGAAGGUUCAAUAGAUGCUUCUAACUUGUUGAAGCCUGCAUUGGCAAGAGGUAAGCUUUCACUUUGUGGUGCCACCACUAUUGAUGAAUAUCGUAAGUAUGUUGAAAAAGAUGCCGCUUUAGCAAGAAGAUUUUCUCCGGUAAUGGUAAGUGAGCCUACUGUGGAAGAUACUAUUUCAAUCUUACGUGGUUUGAGAGAACGUUACGAAGUUCAUCACGGGGUUCGUAUAACCGAUUCUGCUUUAGUAACUGCUGCCUUAUAUUCCAAUCGUUAUAUCACUGACAGAUUUCUUCCCGAUAAGGCAAUUGAUUUGGUUGAUGAAGCAUGCUCCACUUUAAGAUUACAACAUGAAUCAAAACCUGAUGCAAUUGCUCAGUUGGAUCGUCAAAUAAUGACCAUUCAAAUUGAAUUGGAAUCUUUGAGAAAAGAAGAUGACCAACUAUCUACCGAUCGUAGAUUGAAAUUAGAAGAACUGUUGAAAGUAAAAGAAGAAGAAUUAAAUGAAUUAACUAAACAAUGGGAAGCUGAAAAGGGUUCUUUGGAUGAAAUUAAAAGGGCUAAAUCUGAAUUAGAACAAGCCAGAUUCGACCUUGAACAAUCUCAAAGACAAGGUGAUUAUGGUAAGGCUUCUGAAUUACAAUACUCAACCAUCCCUCGUUUAGAAAAACAAGUUCAAGAAGUGACUGAAAAGGAAGUUGUUGGCUCGAACUUGCUUCAUGAUUCGGUCACGUCUGAUGAUAUAGGUGCAGUUAUUUCAAAAAUGACUGGUAUUCCUGUAACUAACUUAAUGAAGGGUGAAAAAGAUAAGUUGUUGGACAUGGAAGUGUUGUUGAAACAGAAAGUCAUUGGUCAAGAUGAAGCUAUUAAUGCUGUUGCUGAUGCAGUUAGAUUACAAAGAGCUGGUUUAACAAGCGAUAAGAGACCAAUUGCCUCUUUCAUUUUCUUGGGUCCUACUGGUACCGGUAAAACGGAACUUACUAAGUCUUUGGCAGAAUUUUUAUUUAAUGAUAAAUCUUCAGUUAUCAGAUUUGAUAUGUCAGAAUUUCAAGAAAGACAUACUGUUUCGAGAUUAAUCGGUGCACCUCCAGGUUAUGUCGGUCAUGAUGCGUCCGGUGAAUUGACUGAAGCAGUUAGAAGGAAACCUUAUUCAGUAUUGCUUUUCGAUGAAUUUGAAAAAGCACAUCCAGAUGUUUCCAAACUAUUAUUACAAGUCUUGGAUGAAGGCUCUUUGACUGACUCUCACGGAACCCAUGUUGAUUUCCGUAAUACAAUCAUUGUUCUUACCUCCAAUAUUGGACAAGAAAUAUUGUUGGCAGAUAAAGACACUUCUGAUGAUGGCCAUAUUAACGAAAAUACGAAAUCUCAAGUUACAGAAGCUUUAAGACACCACUAUCCUCCCGAAUUCUUGAACCGUUUAGAUGAGGUUCUUAUAUUCAACAGAUUGUCCAAGAAAUCUUUAAGAAACAUUUUAGAAAUCCGUUUAAGAGAAAUUAGUGAAAGAUUAUCCGAUAAAAGAAUUUCUCUUGAUUUGACUUCUGAAUCUAAAGAUUUGUUAACUAGCUUAGGUUAUGAUCCCGUUUAUGGUGCUAGGCCUCUAAAUAGAGUCUUGCAAAAGAAAUUAUUGAAUCCUUUGGCCAUGCUUUUAAUCAAGGGACAAGUUAAAGAAGCUGAGACUGUCCAUAUUGAUGCCAAGGAUGGACAGAUUGUUGUUGAACCAAACCAUGAUGAGGUUCUUAAUGGCGAAACUAAUCAAUAAUCAACGAUUUAAUGUAAAUAGUAUUUGAAUAAAGAAUUGUAAAUAUUAAUAUAUCGAAACUUUUAUUUAGAAGGUACUUGCA